AUGACCGACGCCGAGCCCUCCUCCGCCACCUCCGCCGACUCUUCAUGCGCCGCCGUCUGCUCCACCUCCGCCACCGCGGCCGAGGCGAGCCCGCCGCUGUCGUCGGUGUGCUCCGCCUGUGGCGGCCCCACCGCCUCCAUCUCCUCUCCGCCGCCCUGGACCGACGCCUAUAACCUGCUGGCAUGCCGCCCUAUCCGCACGCCGGCGAUCAACGCCCCCACCCAGACCAACACCCAUCAUCCUCGCCCCCGUCCCCCAGCCCCUCCCCGUCCCCCCGUUACCCCUCCCUAUCACUUUGAAACCCCCACCAAGCGCAUCUCCUCUCCCGACGACAUCCGCCGCUUCCACUCCUCUGCCGCCGGCCGCCACUUCCCUGGCUUCGUCGCCGCCCUCUCCCACUCUGUCCGCGGCCGCAAGAUCUCCGACCCCGUUCCCCCCCUCCCCCAAACCGUCACCUCCCUCCUCUCCCUCCUCCAAGCCCUAACCUCUUGGAUCGACGACUACCACUUUCUCCCCUUUAUCUUUGGCUCAGCUCAUCUUAUUGAUCACAAGUAUAUGAAGCCCAAGUCGAUUCACAACCAGGACAUUCUUGAUAACUUCUCCCAUGAGUAUAUGUACUUGGCCUGUGUGGCUUUUGUCAAGAAGGUGAAGAAGGGGGUGUUUGCUGAGCACUCCCCGAUGCUUGAUGAUAUCAGUGCGGUUCCGACAUGGAGCAAGGUGAACAGUGGAAUGCUGAAGAUAUAUAAGGCUGAGGUGCUUGAGAAGGUGCCCAUCAUGCAGCAUUUUGUCUUUGGUUCGCUCAUCAAAUGGCAAGCAAAAAGAUAGCCGAUGCAAAGCUUGCAAAAGAUUUCCAAGCAGUUCUGAAAGAGUUUCAGAAAGCUCAAAGGCUUGCAGCUGAGAGGGAAACUGCUUAUGCCCCUUUUGUUCCUCAAGCAGUUCUUCCUUCGAGCUAUACUGCUAGAGAGAGAUGUUAGUGUUGAUAAAACAUCUGAACAGCGUGCUCUGCUUGUGGAAUUUAGAAG
Molecule: messenger RNA, 1022 nt
Organism: Phoenix dactylifera (date palm)
Lineage: Eukaryota; Viridiplantae; Streptophyta; Magnoliopsida; Arecales; Arecaceae
Source: RefSeq, a predicted model, not a curated record